AUGUAAAAUACCUACCUAUCUAUUAAAUUUAAAUAAAAAAUACUAGAAAAGGGUCAUUAUUCUUAUGGUACCUAGGUAGGUAAUUAAUUUUAUUUCGACGAUUGGAUACUCUCACUAAUCAAUAACCACAUAUAAUUUGUUAUGAAUGGUCUUGAAGUUCGAUCAUGUGUAUCUCAUGUGUGUAAAAUCUAACAGCAGCUAAAAAUAAAAAUAAGACGUCGAAGCUGUACAAAAAGAUGAGGACCCGGAGUAAUUCGGGCGUCCGCCUGGAUUACUACCAACGAAUUGUCCAUAAACUCAUUCUUGAUCAUCAACAACCCGUCACUGGGUUAUUCCCCGCUAGUCCACAAAACGAUCAUGCCUGGAUUAGAGAUAAUUUAUACUGUAUUUUGGCGGUAUGGGGGCUCUCAAUGGCAUUCAAGAAAAUUGCUGAUCAAGAUGAAGAUCGCGCUAAAACAUAUGAAUUGGAGCAAAGUUGUGUAAAACUUAUGCGAGGUCUCCUGAUGGCCAUGAUGCAGCAAAAGGAAAAAGUAGAGAAAUUUAAAAGCACUCAAAAUCCUCAUGAUUCUCUGCAUGCAAAGUAUUCAUCCAUAACAGGCCGCACUGUUGUCACCGAUACUGAAUGGGGACAUUUACAAAUAGAUGCCAUUUCUUUGUACCUACUAGUUCUUGCACAAAUGACAGCUUCAGGUUUACAGAUAGUAUUCUCAUUGGAUGAAGUAGCCUUUAUCCAAAACUUAGUAUUCUACAUUGAAUCAGCUUAUUGUACUCCUGAUUAUGGUAUUUGGGAGAGAGGUGACAAAACUAAUCAUGGAUUACCUGAACUGAAUGCGAGUUCAAUUGGCAUGGCUAAAGCAGCAUUAGAAGCCAUGAAUGAAUUAGAUCUGUUUGGCGCUCGGGGAGGUCCUUCUAGUGUUAUUCAUGUUUUAGCUGAUGAAGCACAAAAAUGUCAAGCUGUGCUACAAUCCAUGUUACCGAGGGAGUCAAACAGCAAAGAGUUAGAUUCUGGCCUGCUAUCCAUUAUAAGCUACCCAGCAUUUGCAGUUGAUGAUCCCAACUUGAUAACAAAGACUAGGGAAACAAUAGUAAAUAAAUUGCAAGGAAAGUUUGGUUGCAAAAGAUUCUUGAGAGAUGGUCACAAAACACCAAGGGAAGACCCAAACAGGCUUUAUUAUGAACCAUGGGAAUUGAGAAUGUUUGAAAACAUUGAAUGUGAAUGGCCUUUAUUUUUUUGCUAUCUUAUAUUGGACUAUUGUUUUCAAGGAGACAAGAAUAAUGUUUCUGAAUACAUGCAGAAGUUAGAAAUGAUAAUGAUUAGGAAGGAUGAUGGUAUGAAGCUGGUGCCUGAAUUGUAUUCUGUGCCUGCAGACAAAGCACACUUAGAACAAAGUGAACCUGGCAGUCAAGAGAGGAUCCCAUUGGGUAGAUGCCCAUUUAUUUGGGCUCAAUCACUUUAUAUCCUGGGAAAAUUGCUACAAGAAGGAUUUUUGGCAGUUGGAGAAUUAGAUCCACUAAACAGAAGAUUGUGUUCUGAAAAGAAACCUGAUGUUGUAGUACAAAUUGUAAUUUUAGCGGAAGAUAAUGAGAUUAGGGAUAAACUUUUGGAGUAUGACCUACAUGUGCAAACAAUUAACGAAGUUGCACCCAUUGAAGUACAGCCAGCCAGGGUGUUGAGUCAUCUUUAUACUUAUUUAGGUAGAAAUAAAAAAUUAGGUCUCUCAGGCAGAAAAUCUCGUGACGUCGGUAUUCUAAGCACAAGCAAGCUUUAUUCAUUGAAUGAUAGAAUUUUUGCUUUUACACCACAGUUUUCUGAUAUGAAGCGUUUCUACAUUGCUUCUGAUUACGAGUUGAUGGUAGACAUGCUCAAAUCCGAGAUUUAUUUCUUGAAGUCUUCUUGGCAAAACCUUCUAGGAAGACCACUUAUUGUUUUAACUCUGAAUGAUAUGAAUUUAGAUCAUGGAAAAAUACCAAUGGCCAUGAUUACAACAAUGAAAAAGUUGAAGUCUGGAUAUAUAAACGGAACAAGAGUGACAUUGGGUAAUCUCGGUGAUUUCUUGAGUACUUCAGCUAUAACAAAUCUGAGUUUCCUUGGGAGCCAAGAAGAUGGAUAUCCUGAUAAAUUAAACCCCCAAGUGCAGAGCUACCUAGAAGAACAUCUUCUGAAGUCUUUCAGUACUAAAUUCAGUCUGCUGUCGCGGCCCGCGGCUCGCGGACGUUCGUUGCGUCGCCGCAUGUCCGUGCGCGGCGCUAUAAAGAAAACGCGAUCGAUUAAUGUCGAUUCGGAAACAUUAGGAAUGGAAGGGGAGAACGGACCGCACGGUGUAUUGGAGAGGAAACCGUCGUGGUUAGAAGUGGACCCAGUGUAUGGGCGUAGUCCUUCACCUGAGGAUGCUAAGAGAAAAUCAUUUACUAAGGGGACGUCUACUACAAACUUAGGAGUAACACCUACAAUCGAAAUUACCAAGGAAAAAUCACCGUCGCCUCCAAAAGAAGAAGUUAUGAGCAAGAGUGUAAUUGUGCGCAAUCGUACGAUAUCUGAAAGCCAGAGCUUAGUGUACGCAGAACAAGAAACGGAUGAACUGAUCGGCAUGCUGCGUGAAACUGAAAGUUUAGAUGAACAGGGAGAUAUAUUGCAGUAUCUGGUCGAUACACAUGGACUGGAGUUCAAUACUGGAAUGUUGGAAAAUGGCAAGCCAGUAAUAGUGAAAGAUCUGCUCAAAGUGCUGUAUGAAAAGGCAUGUUCCGAAAAGCUUUGGGGACUCGUUCGUCACUCUGCUGGUAUGUUGGGCAAGAGGGUGGAAGACUUGGCUAAGGCUGUAACAGACUUGUUGGUGAGACAGAAACAGAUCACAGUGGGAAUGCCGCCUAACAAUGAGUACACUAUAACUGCGCCUUUGCCGGAGAACGAGUUGAGGCAGCUGAUUCAUUGUGCGUAUGGUGAUGAUGAAAGUACGGCUAUGUUGACACAAGAGCUACUCGUAUACUUGGCAAUGUUUAUACGCACGGAACCACAACUCUUCUUGGAAAUGUUGCGUCUUCGUGUCGGACUUAUUAUUCAGGUAAUGGCAACAGAACUUUCUCGAACGCUUUCUUGCGACGGUGAGGAGGCGUCCGAACAUCUGCUCAACUUGUCACCGUUUGAAAUGAAGAAUCUUUUAUACCACAUUCUCAGUGGAAAAGAGUUUGCUAUCAAUAGUGCAAAUUCUCUGUUUGGUAUAAGGGAAAAAAUCAAACGGGAAGGACGCGGCAACUUUUCCAUAGUUAGCAACAAAUCGAAUCGUUAUGGAAAGAAGUCACAAAUAGUGCUCGAAGGACAGAACAUUCAGGGUGGUAUUGAAGAAACCCCAACAGUGGAGCCAGAUCGUCAAGGCCAAUGGUUGAGACGUCGCCGUUUGGACGGAGCUCUAAAUCGCGUCCCCAGGGACUUCUAUCCACGGGUUUGGGGAGUUUUGGAAAAGUGUCAAGGCCUAGUAAUCCAGGGCAAAAUUCUGCAACCAAAUCUGACCCAAGAGAUGACGUCCGGAGAGUUGAAAUUCGCACUGGCAGUUGAAACAGUUCUGAAUUCGAUCCCACAACCCGAGUACAGGCAAUUGGUCGUUGAAGCUCUUAUGGUUCUUACUCUAUUAGUAGAGUAUAAGACAAUAAACAACCUUGGUGGAAUGAUCACAGUAGAACAUUUGGUGCACAAAGCCAAUCAGAUAUUUUUGGAAGAUCAGAUGCGUUGCAACGGCGACGCGACGCUGUGCUGCGCGAAGGCGGGCGCGUGCGGCGGCGCGCAGGUGUGCGGCGGCGCGGCCGGCGUGUGCCAGCUGCUGUACGACAGCGCGCCCAGCGGCAGCUACGGCACCAUGACGUACCUCGCGCGGGCCGUCGCCGCGCUGCUGGCCGGCCGCAUGCCGCCCGACACGCCGCUCGAGUGCACCAUCACGUAAUGGUCUACUAGCUGACAAGUAAUGCGGUCCACGCGCGCUGUUGCCGCACCGCCCCCCUAGACAAGUGGCUUUCUAUUAGCGUAACGUUUGAUAGAAUAGAUUAUGAAUGUAUGAGAUUGACGUAAGCUACAUUUAUCUACAGCUUAUGUCAAUCUCAUACAUUCAUAAUCUAUUCUAUCAAACGUUACGCUAAUAAAAAGCCACUUGUCUAACCCCUCUGAUCGUAAAUCGCGCAUACCACUAGCUAACUGGCAGAAUUGAGCAUACCAGUUAUGUAUUCCUGAUGACGUACGAUGCACGCGCGGUUGCCGCGCUGCUAGUGGACCGCGUUCCGCCGGAUACGCUGCAACUGGAGUGCACCAUAACGUCCCUAGCUAAUUGUUAAGUUCUCAUUCAAACCGCGCGUGCUGUUGCCGCACUGCUGGCGGACUACAUGCCGUGGGACAAAUCAUUUGCGCGUGCUUGUUGUCAUGGUAACGACAAAAUUUAUGUGACGGACAUUGCAUUGCGCGCGCCGUUGCCGCGCAGUGUAUUUUAAUCAGCGUUCCGCAAUUAAAGAUUCUACGUCAGUGCGAGUAAAUAAAUAAAAUCAGUACAUAAAAUCCCUCCCAAAGGCCUCAUCAAAUAAUCAUUUCGCCUCAUCAAAUGUUAGAAUAGCUUUAAAACAUCUUAAAUUUAAUCUUGACAACUUUUAGAACAACUGAGAAGUUUGUCUACCUUUCAUUCAUACAACGAAUAACUUCUUAUUUAUAUAACGCAGUUCAAUAAAGAAACGAAUCUUCAAUGGCGGCGCUUAUCAUUCCCUCUCGCUUAAACACGGCCGUACGGCAUGCAAAAAAAAAUUGGAAAAAUUAAAUCACUAAAAUGUAU
This is a messenger RNA of Colias croceus (clouded yellow), 4802 nucleotides long. Its product is annotated as probable phosphorylase b kinase regulatory subunit alpha. The record is from RefSeq and is a predicted model, not a curated record. Gene Ontology annotation, molecular function: calmodulin binding. NCBI's taxonomy places the organism in Eukaryota, Metazoa, Arthropoda, Insecta, Lepidoptera, Pieridae. Gene Ontology annotation, biological process: glycogen metabolic process. Bases 237 to 3932 code for a protein of 1231 amino acids. The transcript is spliced from 18 exons. Gene Ontology annotation, cellular component: phosphorylase kinase complex.